AUGGCUAAUAGUAAAAAAUAUACAGCAAGUAAAAAGGGUGGUACAAUGGCUCUAAUUUGCAUUAUUUAUGGCCUUUGGGGCGUUAUUUAUAGCUUGCCAGUACCAUUUUUCCCUCGUGAGGCGGUUAAAUGCGGCUUAAGUGUAUUAGAAAUUGGCGUCAUUUUUGCUAUGAGUCCUGCAGCUGUAUUUGUCUGCUCACCUUUAUGUGCAAUCCUGUUGCCAUCUAUUGGUUCGAAGUACAUGUUUUGGGCAGGAAUGACCAUAGAAGGAGGUUGCACUAUUCUCUUUGGAACUUUAACCCUCAUGGAUGACAGAAUAUCUUUUUUGGUCUUUGCAUUACUUAUUCGAUUCACUCAAGGCAUCGGAGGGGCCAUACAAGGCGUCGCCAUUGAAUCAACAGUUAUCGUUUUGUAUCGCGAUCGUAUCGCUUCGGCCAAGGCUGGUGGAUACGCUAUGCCAUUUCUUGUUAUAGGUAGCAUUGUGAUUUUAACUGCUCCUAUAGCAACUUACACCUUGCCACAAGUUGCCGACGCCAAUGUUGCACCAUGGAAAUCAAUGAUUAAGUUAUCUAAAAGUUUUUACAUUAUCUUACUAUGUUUUGGCAUAUUUAUUCAAGUAGCGUCUCAAACUUUUAUCGAAACUAAUUAUUCGAUUCGUUUAACAAUCUUUCAUAUGGAUGUUGUAAAAUCAGCGGCAAUAAUACUAAUAUCAGCAACUUCUUAUGCAGUAAUUGGUAUUACAGUUGGAUUUGCGUCUGAUUAUUUCGGCUAUAAAAAAUUUAUUUUGUCGGGAUUUUUCCUAAUUGCAAUAGCAUUACAAAUGAUGGGAUCUUUUCCAUAUUUCAAGAUUAAGCCCACUUUAUGGCAUUUUAUGGUCGGUAGCGCUUUAUAUGGCGUCGGUGCUGGUGCAGUAAUGAUGCCAAUGAGUGCUGAGAUGGUUCGAUAUGCAAGUGAAAAUGAUAUUGGCGAUAACCUAGGUGUUUAUUCUUCGGUAGCCGGAUUGUUCAAAGUCUUCCAGUCACUGGGAACGAUCUGUGGUCCAAGUGUUGGGUCUUCUCUAACUUCUGUAACUUCCAUAGGAUUUUCAUGGACAAGCUCUAUAUUCGGUUUUCUGGCGCUUUUGCAGACACUGAUCCAGUUGAAAGAGCACUUAAAAAUGAGAUCUUUACCAUAUAGAACUAAAGUGAUAGAUAAUUGUGGAACCUACGAAAAGUUAUCCAGCAUAGAGGAAGUACAGGAAGAACAUGUAUCAAAAGACGGUGAAAACCACACGAUACAAUCAAAAGAUAUCGUCUACGAUAAUACAGAGACUGGUGCACAAGUAUUAGAAUGUGACGAUAGACAAAAGAAAAUUUCCGACAGCACUAAGCUGUAG
Trichoplax adhaerens is the source of this 1374-nucleotide messenger RNA. RefSeq lists its product as uncharacterized. The transcript is spliced from 14 exons. Gene Ontology annotation, molecular function: transmembrane transporter activity. Bases 1 to 1374 code for a protein of 457 amino acids. The record is from RefSeq and is a predicted model, not a curated record. Gene Ontology annotation, biological process: transmembrane transport. NCBI's taxonomy places the organism in Eukaryota, Metazoa, Placozoa, Uniplacotomia, Trichoplacea, Trichoplacidae.